This is a messenger RNA of Oryzias latipes (Japanese medaka), 1102 nucleotides long. It is a transcript of the gene cbln18, whose product is annotated as cerebellin 18. Lineage: Eukaryota; Metazoa; Chordata; Actinopteri; Beloniformes; Adrianichthyidae. The record is from RefSeq and is a predicted model, not a curated record. Gene Ontology annotation, molecular function: protein binding. Gene Ontology annotation, cellular component: synapse. Gene Ontology annotation, biological process: maintenance of synapse structure.
UGUGUACAGGAGGAGUCGGUGCUCAGAUGUGAGGAGGUGGAUCUGCUGGUCUUCAGCUUGUGGAGGUGGAUCACCUGAUCUCCACCAAUAAGAAGACCCGACUUCUUUCAACUCUCAGUUUGACAAAGUCGCACACGUUUGCCUGUCACAGUCCCAGAAGGAGAACAAAAACCAUGGGUGUCUUACCGCUUCUCCUCCUGUCGGGGUCGCUGUUUCUCUUCGGUCGCGUGGAAUCCCAGUCCACCGCCGCAGAUAUGCUGCAAGAUGCUGCACUCCAGUCGAAAGGAUCUCUGACCUGCAACAAGUGGGACUGCAACUGCACCUUCAAAUACCAGCGCGGCUGCUGCUGUGCCACCAACGAGAUGCACAAGACAGAGGAAGACACUUUCCUGAGGAUCAAGCACCUCUAUGCAGAUGUUAUGACGCUGGAUUCUAGAGUAAAGGCCUUUACAGAAAGCUUCAAGGUUGCCUUCAAGGCUUCCAUGGAUCCAAAUCUGGCCGUUGCAAUUCCUGGCUCCACUGAGCGGUGCUUUGGCCCUUUCAACACCGACGUGCCGGUACCUUACUCCGUGGUAGCUCUUAACGACGGUAACGGCUACAACCCGUCUCUGGGUGUCUUUACGGCCUCUUGUCCAGGUGUUUACAUGUUUUCCUUCACGGCAUAUUCAGCCGUGGACAGCACCGGACGCCUCUACCAUAAGGUUCAGCUGAUGAAGAAUGGGCAGUUGGUGGUCAGCGUGUUGGAGAACAACCGAGAGGACAACGAAGACAGUGCCACUCAAGUUGUGACUCUGGAGAUGAAGGGAGGGGAUCAGGUCUACCUGCAGCUGACAUCUGGAAGGAAACUCUGCACCAGUCUGAGUUACAACAUAUUUACUGGUCACAUCGUUUAUCCCUACGUUCAGGAGUGAAAGACGAGCUGGAGCUCUUCUCUGGACCUUUUGUCUCAAAGGAGAGCAAGAAACCUUCAUGCUGUUUUUUUGUCUGAUUUGCCUUUUAGUUGAUGGUGAAGAUUAGAGAUGGUGAAGAAACUGAAACAACUUUGCAUUGUGUGUGUUCACAUAAAGGCUGUGUACUUCCAAAUAAACUACCACAACUUUUG